AUGAACGGGCUUCCACGGGCCUUUGGGCCACGGGCCAAAAAGGAAGGGAAGCCACAACUCAUCCUAACAAGAAGAAGCAGUCCUGGAGCUGCCCCCAAGCCACGCACUAGCUGUGGCCAACGGAAUGGCCUGAUCCUGGACCCAUCGGGCGACUAUUACUACUGGUGGCUCAUGGUUAUGGUGGCCCCCAUCAUGUACAACUGGAUCAUCCUUAUCUGCAGGUCCUGCUUUCAGGAGCUGCAGCAAAAGUACCUGUGGGUGUGGCUGGCCCUGGACUGCCUCUGCGACCUGCUGUACCUGCUGGACAUGGUGGUGCACUUCCACACAGGAUUCCUGGACCAAGGGAUCCUGAUCCAGGACCGGGCAAAGAUCUCCCAGCGCUACCGGCGCUCGGCCCCUUUCCUGUGGGACCUGGCCUCCUUGCUGCCCACGGAGGUGCUCUACCUGCUGGUGGGGACCAACCAGCCGGCGGUGCGGGCCAACCGCUUCCUGCGGACCCCUCGGCUGUUUGAGGCCUUUGACCGGAUCGAGACGCGCACGGCCCACCCCUACGCCUUCCGCAUCUCCAAGCUGAUGCUUUACGUCUUCGUCACCAUCCACUGGAACAGCUGCCUCUACUUUGCCCUCUCGGGGCUCAUCGGCUACGGGGCGGAUGAGUGGGUGUACCCCAACAUCAGCACGCCGGGCUUCGGCCGGCUUCGGCGCCAGUACCUCUACAGCUUCUACUUCUCCACGCUGAUCCUGACCACCGUGGGCGACACGCCGAUGCCCCAGCGCCAGGAGGAGUUCCUCUUCAUGGUGGCGGACUUCCUGCUGGCCGUCCUGGGCUUCGCCACCAUCAUGGGCAGCGUGACCUCCGUGGUCUCCAACCUGAACGAGGCGGACGCCGCCUUCUACCCCAACCAGGACCUGGUGAAGGGCUACCUGCGCACCCGCCGCGUGGACCGCCGCCUCCAGCGCCGCGUGGUCGCCUGGUACCAGCACCUCCAGAUGAACCAGAAGCUGACCGACGAGCGGGGGAUCCUGCAGCACCUGCCGGGGCGCCUGCGGGCCCAGGUGGCCGUCAGCGUCCACCUCCCCGCCCUGCGCAAAGUCCAGAUCUUCCAGAACUGCGAGCAGAGCCUGCUGGAGGAGCUGGUGCUGAAGCUGCAGCCGCAGGUCUACAGCCCCGGGGAGUUUGUCUGCCGGAAGGGCGACAUCGGGCGGGAGAUGUACUUCAUCCGCGAGGGCCAGCUGGCCGUGGUGGCCGACGACGGCCUCACCCAGUACGCGGUCCUGGGGGAAGGCCUGUACUUUGGGGAGAUCAGCAUCAUCAACAUCAAAGGAAACAAGUCUGGGAACCGUCGCACGGCCAACAUCAAGAGCAUCGGCUUCUCGGACCUCUUCUGCCUCUCCAAGGAGGACCUGGCGGAGGUGCUGUCUGAGUUCCCUGACGCCAAAGCCGUGCUGGAGGCCAAGGGCCGCGAGAUCCUGCUCAAGAUGGACAAGCUGGACCUGAACGCUGAGGCGGCGGAAAUUGCGCGCCAGCAGGAGGAGGAGCGCCGGACGGCAGCCCUCGAGGAAGGCCUGGAUGCGCUGCAGACAAAGCUGGCCCGCAUCCUGGCGGGGCUGGAGGCCGGCGCUUUCAAGAUGGCCUUGCGCCUGGAGCGGCUGGAGUGGGAGUUGCGGGCCUGGGGGGACGGGGAAGAGGUGGAGGAAGCAGGAGGAAGGGAGCCGGCCACAGAGCCUUAACCCAAACCCUUGCCCCCAAGCGCCUACACACACCUCCCUCGCUGUGGAAAGAAGCCUCCUGUGCUCCCCACAGCCCCUGAGCACCACAGCCCCUGAGAGGGAAGGGUUGGGGGGCUCGGCUUCUGAGAAGAGGCCCUCCUGGCCGGGACUCAGCCACUUCACAGGGCAGGUGGGGCUACGUACCCCAGUCCCUUCCUGCCUCCUGGCCACCACACUGGCACAAUCAGUUCCAGAGUGCUAAGAU
This is a messenger RNA of Pogona vitticeps (central bearded dragon), 1975 nucleotides long. RefSeq names its product cyclic nucleotide gated channel subunit alpha 4 (gene CNGA4). Gene Ontology annotation, biological process: monoatomic cation transmembrane transport. Gene Ontology annotation, molecular function: intracellularly cAMP-activated cation channel activity; cGMP binding; intracellularly cGMP-activated cation channel activity. Gene Ontology annotation, cellular component: plasma membrane; intracellular cyclic nucleotide activated cation channel complex. The record is from RefSeq and is a predicted model, not a curated record. Lineage: Eukaryota; Metazoa; Chordata; Lepidosauria; Squamata; Agamidae.